GCCAUUUUAAGACUUGCUCUGAAAGUUUAGAUACUUGAGGUUCUCAGUGGCGAGAGUAUGUGCUUUCAGCCCAUUUCGGGUUUUGUAGAGAACCAUAGUCAUUUGUUAACAACCUUCAGAAUGGAUAAAGAAACUUCGAAAAAAACUUCCCCAAAUGACUUUGGCCAUUUUUAAAUGAAAGAGCCGGAUGGCUGACAAGCCAUCAUCUGUAGAUGCAGAGCAGUCUGGCUACCUGUAUAAAUAGAAUUCACUUUUGGACAUUUUGUUUAUUUUGUGUAUGUGGGUGUUUUGCCGGCAUCUAUAUCUGUCUGUGGACCAUGUGCACUCAGUGACCACAGAGGCCAGAAGAACGUACCAGAUCACUUGAAACUGGAGUUAGACAGUUGUGAACCAUAUGGUGCUGGGAAUUGAACCCAGGUCUUCUGCAAGAAUAGCCAUGUGCUCUCGACCAUGGUUCAUCCCUCUAGCCCUUAGUACAAAUAAAAUUCUGAUCCCAGUUAAUAAAUGAUAUGUUACUUAGUUAUAUAAUUAACCACGAUUUAAGAGUUACAGUUAUUGGUAAUUUCUGCUCUGUUUCCUUAAUCUCCAAAGUUUGUCUCAAGUUUCUCAGUGUAUACCUUACGGAAAAUUUUGUAUCAUCAUGUAUAAUUUGUCAUUUGCUGUAUAUUUAGUCUGUGCCAUGUGCUUUUUAUGUGUUACCUUAAGUCUCUGGAGAUCUUUGGACCAUUGCUGCCUCCAUUUUAUAGAUCAGGAAAGAAGAAAAUGAAAAUAAGCGAUUUAUCCCAAAACCCAGAGAUUGUAAUUGAUAAAGCCCUGUGGCUCCCUGUGUUACACACUGAUCUCUUCAGUCUAGAUGGUUCCUUCAGACUUGUUAACAAGCAUGUCUUGCCUUUGCUUUAUUUACAUGCGCCUGACUAUGCACCACCUUGUAUUAUUCUUUAAACAGUUAUCAACUGUGAUUUAUAAUUCCUGUAUAUUUAUAAACCCUCAGACACAAAUUUUCCCAACUUAGCAGAUUGCAGAUAUCUUUCAUAUCACAGGAAAUAGAACCUAUUUAAACAAUAUUAAAAUGUAUUUAUCUUGUCCAUUUUUUUCUUUUUUUCAGUAAGGUCAGUGAUAUUUAUCCUUUGUUUUCACAGAAGUCUGGGAUUGCGAUUGUUUCAACGUUUCUGAAAGCUUCAGGCAAAACUUUAGGAGUCCAGGGGGGUGAUGGCAGGCCACAAAGCAGAGGAGCUGCUAGAUAUUCUUCGGCUGAACGUGGGCGGCUGCAUCUACACUGCCCGCCGGGAGUCUCUGUGCCGCUUUAAGGACUCCAUGCUGGCGUCCAUGUUUAGUGGCCGCUUCCCUCUUAAAACAGAUGAAUCCGGGGCGUGUAUUAUUGACCGCGAUGGACAUUUAUUUAAAUACAUCUUGGAUUAUCUCCACGGAGAAGUUCAGAUCCCCCCGGAUGAGAAGACUCGAGCCGCCUUGCAGGAAGAGGCCGAUUAUUUUGGCAUCCCUUAUCCGUACAGCUUGUCUGACCACUUGGCCAAUGAAAUGGAGACAUAUUCUUUAAGGUCAAAUAUAGAACUUAAAAAGGCUUUAACAGACUUCUGUGAUUCAUACGGCUUAGUCUGCAAUAAACCAACAGUUUGGGUUCUCCACUACCUUAACACAUCUGGUGCGAGCUGUGAGAGCAGAAUUAUUGGUGUCUAUGCUACAAAAACUGAUGGGACAGAUGCCAUUGAUAAGCAGCUGGGAGGGAGAAUUCACAGUAAAAGCAUUUUCAAAAGAGAGGCGGGAAAUAAUGUUCAGUACAUUUGGAGCUAUUACUCCGUAGCUGAGUUGAAGAAAAUGAUGGAUGCCUUUGAUGCCUGGGAAGGAAAAGGUGUAAGCUACUGGCGUGUGCCCCAUGAGCUCAUAGAGUGUUGGACUCUGGAAGAGCGGCCUUUACACGGAAGCCUGCGUCAUAUGGCCCCCAUCCGAAAGAGGCGGCUGCUGACCCUCAGGGAAGAGGAUGAAGGUGUGAACUGUAAGACUGGUCCUAAGCCGGUCAGGUUUUUGGGUCCUUCCACAAGCACCCAAAUUAAAGUCAAGAACUCUGCUUCUGUGAGAGUGUCACCUAUCAGUGCUGCCCAGAUCUCCUCUCAGGCCACAGCAAACCGGUCUCAAAGAGGCAGCUAUGGAAAGGCAGCCCAGUGCUCUGUGGCUACGGGGACAUCUGGGCAUGCUCCCACUUCCCCUCAUGCCCACAGUGCUGAGAACCAAGCCACACAGCCACCGCCAGCCAAGGUGCUCCUCUCUGAGAAGAAGUCUCCGCCCCACCGAGUGAUCAAGCUGAGGAGGACUCCACUGUGUGUGGGGCCUUCCCUGCCCACCCCCUCAGCAGGGAGCCAGGCUGGCUUCCCCCAGCAGCCUUCUCCAGAGGCUUCCAUGGCUUCGGGUAUGCGGACUGAGUCCAGGGAAGACCAGCCUGAUGGAUAAAGUGGACUGGAAACUGCCUGUCUGUCCUGCAGCUUCCAGUGUGCUGAUUUCAACAAGUGAGCUCUGUUCUUGUCGGCAGAAGGGAAAACUCAUGUGGAUGUUGAGGAUUAUUACAGGAAAAGUAAAUUAAUUCCAUGAUGUGGGAGUGGAGGAGGAGACUCGGUGCUUGCCAUACUACUUAGUGUUUUCCUAAGGUUGUGUGCAGGUUGGUUUCUAGUUUUUAAUUUUAAGCUUUAUUUAAAUGGUUAAUCACUAGAGACGUUCCCCUUUUUUGCAGUGAUAUUGGCCACUUCUGUAAUGUUGCUCCUGUAGUCCAAGGGUAGGAGUGAGGCCUGGCAGAUGAGUUCCUGUAGAUGGAGAGAGGGACCAGUGCUGGCCGCACUGUAUAGUGGCCAGGAGAGUCUCCGAGGGAAUGUGUCCUCAAGCUGCUCACAGUUGCUUAUUCUCCAAAGACAACAGAUGACGGGACAAGGGAAAGAAUAUAGUUAAAGACAGCCUUGGACACACUUGACCGGCCAUCUUCUUUCCUGGGUUGGCUCUUCACCUAGAUCCAUUAGCAGAUGUGUCUUCAGACACCACAAGGGGUACAUGUGGUGAGAGCUGUAGAAUGGACUUGGGAAUGGUUCAAAUUUUAAUUUGAAUAGUGAAGUGUUGAAGUGCUUUGAAAAAGAGAAGUUAAAUAAGUUUAACUUUUUAACUCAAGUUAAUUUGUUCUUAGAAGUGACCAUUGAAGAGUCCUUCUGAUUAUACACUAUGUUUUAUGCAUACACUUUCCAUAUAACUUGAAUUUCAUAUUUUUAAACAAAAUAUUUUGAUUAAUCCUCUAUUUUUUCAUGACCAUUGAAUUGGAUGUGCUUACUCUUAUAUAUUAUGUUUGGUAAUUGGAUUGUACAUUUCUGCUUUUCAUGAGCACUGUGCCUCAGUGUUUUAAAGAUGGUUCAUUGGGUAGUGUGCUCCUUACUCAGAUCCUGGGCAUGUACUUGUAUUGCUUUGAAAAAGUGAGGCAGGUAUACUCAUGAUGUUUUCUUUUAAAUAAAUAAAACGUUUCCACAAAAAGGUGA
This is a messenger RNA of Peromyscus californicus insignis, 3524 nucleotides long. It is a transcript of the gene Kctd18, whose product is annotated as potassium channel tetramerization domain containing 18. The record is from RefSeq and is a predicted model, not a curated record. Lineage: Eukaryota; Metazoa; Chordata; Mammalia; Rodentia; Cricetidae. Bases 1210 to 2463 code for a protein of 417 amino acids. Gene Ontology annotation, biological process: protein homooligomerization. Gene Ontology annotation, molecular function: protein binding. The transcript is spliced from 6 exons.